CGCCAUAUUUCAUUUGUGUAAGUAGAGAGAGGGCUUUCUCAUGUGAACCUUUUUGAGAUUCAAAGUUGUCAUUCGUUCUAAAAUUCCUCAUGCUUAGAGAAUGGAUAGCGUGUUCUCUCAUGCAGAUGAGAAACCCGAUCCUCCCUCCCCAGACCAAAAUCUUUUCACUCCACCUCACACAGCCAGGGAUGCAACCUCUGGUAUCUCUAGUUCUGAGAGGAGACAGUACAACAAAGCUCUAAAAGCUAUGUAUGAGAUUGUGCGUUUGGGUUCCAAACAAUUGGAGCGUUCAGUAGCUGAGGGUGAUGGUGUAGUUCCUGAGACUGUGACAGAAACUUCUGAAACUGAAGAUGAUGUUGAUGAUAAUGAAGACUAUUCCUCAGCUCACAUGAAGUCUCUAAGUUCUCAUGCAAGACAAAGACAAGCAACAAAAUCAUAUGAUAAAGAUGUACAGCAUCAUUUGGAGGCAAAAAAUGUGAGAAAGGUACACAAAGAACUGAACAAGAUUAGCAUGAUGCUGCAGAAAGAAAGUGAAGCUCUUCAUAAACGUGAAGUUCAGUUACGUGAGAGGGAGAGGGCAUUACGAGAUGCAGAAAAGCUCAGCCACACAACUGACAUUAUUAUUGACAAAGUGGUGACUCAAGAGGUUGAGAAUCGCUGCCAAGCUGUAACUGAGGAAUAUGAACAAAAGCUUGGUGAGCUUGAAGAAAUCAUCCAUAAGAAAACAAAGGAACUCAAGAGGAUUAAAGAGUCAUUUGAUACUAUAAAAACUGCAAAUGACUCGCUAAAGAAACAGAUCUCUGACCUUGAAAUUCAAAACAAAAAGCUUGAGACUCAAGCUCUGAGUGUUCAACACAGACUGGCUAACCUGCAGAGAAAGAAUGAAUUUUUGCAGAGGAAUUCCAAGCCAGAGGAUAGAGAGAUUGAAAAAGAAAGAAAUAACAAGCUUACUUCGCAUGGCAAAAGUGAGACAGUGGCCAAGUCAGUGUCUUUCUCUCAAAACAAGGUGAAUUUUUCUGGUCUAUUUGAAGUGUUGGCUGUAUUGCUGGAUUGGACUUCAGAAGUUCAUCUUCAGAAGAUGCCAACUUUUCAGGACUCGCCACAAGGAAGGCUACAAGAACAGCAAUUAGACAUUCCCUCGUCGCUGGUACAUGAAAAAUGUUUGAAAAUUUUACCCGGCAUGUCAGACAUACUUAGUAUUCUACCAAGUGUUAAUCCUCGCCUACAACAGCCCUGCUUACAGUUCACCUACUGGAGUAUUGUUUACAUGGAACAGACAGUGCAAGGAUCGCAGAGAACUGCUUUGGCGUCCACAUUGCGACAUAUUGGUGAAGAACUGUACAAACCUCAGGUGUCAAAAAUUUCAGAGGAAGGAGUUUGUCUGAAAAGUGACAAGCAGAAAGUUGACAUCUACUUUCAUAGCCCCACAGUUGCUGUCAGGAUUCUUUCGUCUCUUAUUAUCCUCAAAACACUCGCUAGAGUCGAUUAUUUGGCACAUGUCUUUGAUGUCUUAAAAACUGACUUGAAAGACGAUUUGGGCAAGCAGAUUUUUCUUACUUACGAGGGAGUAUACGUGGUGUUAUCAUACAUGAAGCCUGUGCAUAAGGCUCUCCUCGGAAGUGCUGUCGAUGUAAUGCUACUGAUGUCUGUCGAUUCACCAUUUACCGCGGUGUUUCUGGAUAGCUGUUCAAACGAACUCUGGUUCAGGACAGCCGUGAAUUUGCUGCAACACAAGGGACUGGAUCCUAAAAUACUAGAAAAAUUGAGCAUUGUCCUACAAAGACUCUCUAAAAUCAAGUCUAAUCGCCGAUACUUCGAAGCCUUUCAGAUAUCCGCCGUAGUGCAAGAAAUGUUACGAACUUGCGAUCCACAGAAUGCCUUUUUGGCUCUGAACCUGCGAUCUAUUAUCUUCAACCUUGGUAAAGGAAAGGUGUAAAUAUGGCUCCAAAACUACAACACUACUGGACAAGUUGAAUGUCACUGAGCUUGUAUUAACGAACGACGACGGCAUGGGGUCGAGUCAUUGGCUAUAGACUCUCGAAAUCUUAAUACAAAGGUAGAAAUUAUCCCGGUUAGCUGCUAUACUCUUUCAGGUAAAUUGGUGAAGAGAAUGUGGUGUUGUAUACAGAGAGUAUCCCCAGCUGAAGGUCAGUCUAUUCUCACCCGACACCGACUGAAACUCUAUAACAAUUUUUAUCUGAUAACUUUGAGCAUUCUCAUUACCUGUUUGCUGGAUAAUGUAUGGAUAUUGAAGGGAGAAGUUACAUCUUAAUCACCUCUGAAUUGGCAAGGAAAUGUUGUCCUCUCCAAAGUGUGCGUAAUAGAGACAAACUAUGCAUGUAUGAAGUGUACAUCACAAUUAGAAAUUUUUACCAGAUGAUUUAGAAACCUAAAAUUGGCAAGCGCCUCUUAAUCCUUCAUUAAGAAGGAUGGAGGAAUAUUUUUUGCUGUAUAAAGCUGUAUCUCAGUCUUUUUUGUCUGCUAUGUUGUAGCCCCUGAACGCGCGUUUCCACCCGCAGGAAGAUUUGAGAAGAGUUUGAAGAGGUUUGCUACGGGUCUGGUACAAAUAAUGAGACAGUACUAGACCCCUUGCAGACCUCUUGCCAGCUCGCAUUGCUCAAGACCUCAUACUACCCCACAGGCGAAGGAAUACUCUUGCUGAAGCGCCAAUAAUGAAGGCCUGGUCACACUGUUGCUGUAUAUGUUGUAGUUCAAUUUUAUCCUUGGUUCAAAUUUUCUUUUCUUUUGUUUUUGGGUAUUGUAAUAUAUUAUAACGAAUUUGAAACAAAGGAAAAUAAAAUUUGAACCAAGGAUAAAAUUGAACCACAACAUAUACAUCUAAAUCUUCCCGUGCGGAUGUCGACCACGAGGGAAAAACCUCUUUCUCAGAAUUUAUUGAUUUCCUUAUCAAAAAAUUACCAAUCUAGCAAGACUAGUAAUCUAAACAUUUGUUUUGCUUGAUUGCGUCUCCGAAAUAUGAAAUCUCGUUAAGGAUGGCCACGCUUACAACGGUGAAUUUAAUCGUUUGAACUCCCAAUGUAACCAGCAGGAGUUUAUUGAAUUGUUUGUUUUCUAAACCGCUUCAUGUAAAAAACACGAUUUUGGCCAUAAGCCAUAUAUCGCUAAAUUGGAUGAUGAUCCCUGGAGUUGCUCGAAGCCUCAUUUCACAAGCGCCAGAAAUUGGGUAUCGCCCUCAGUUUGCCUGCGAUUUUAAUUAGGCUUUUCAAAAGUGGGUUAAAGCUUAAAAUCAAAUGGCGCCACCAACUAGUCGGCGUCUAAAACUAAUUGGUUUCUAAAAUAGAACUGAACCCAGAAUUGGGUGACGCCUUUUAAUGGGAAAUCGCCAAAAAUCUGAUUGCUUUAAAAAUUGGGUGGGGUAUCACCGACGAUUGUCCGGCGCUUAGGGCGCCUCUAACUGGAUAGCACGUAAAGUCAAGAAGCGCCUAAAAUUGGGUGGUGUCUAAUUCUUGAAGAAUUAUAGACCGAAUUGCGCUGCCACGUAUUGUCUGUGACAAUGCCACGCAUUGUCUUGUUUCACCAAAUAUAAAACGUGGGCUUCUUCCGCUCAUAUAAACUACCUGAUUUGCGUUCGUUAUAUUCCCCCUCAAAUUAUCACGUUGCGAAUUUUUUUGAUAAUUCUCUUUUAGUUUAUCUCUUCUUUAAUGCGUAAAUCACGUUAAAAACGCCAAGUCUCAUUUAUACCAUCUUAAGUACAUUUUGAAUUGCAUGCUCAAAUUACUGAAAGAGUUGAAUAUUUGCGCAAAGAAAAGUGAAUAACCAGGAAUUCACUGAAAUCCUUCAGCCAAGCACUACCUGAGGACGUAAGAAUACCGCGAUCAUUUGGUGUUUCAACUAAGCGAUGCUAUUGACCUUUCGUGUAGAGACUUUGUCAAUCUUAUAAUCCCCUCGUGUUAAAAGAACUUAAAGAAAAGAUGUAAUAAAUGAUGAAAAUUAGC
Molecule: messenger RNA, 3956 nt
Organism: Pocillopora verrucosa
Lineage: Eukaryota; Metazoa; Cnidaria; Anthozoa; Scleractinia; Pocilloporidae
Product: coiled-coil domain-containing protein 138
Source: RefSeq, a predicted model, not a curated record